AUGGUUCAAACAACAAAUGAACAACAACAACAACAACCACUUAAUAUAAUAAAAGAGAUGUUUCCAAAUGUAAAAGAGGAGACUAUUCAUUUACUACUUCAAAAGUUUCAUUAUGAUUUAUUAAAUCCAUUUUAUAUUAUGGAGAAAUUAGAGAGUGAAUAUAAUGACGAUUACUUUGAUGAAGAGGAUGAAGAUGAUAAUAAUAAUAAUAAUAAUAACAAUAAUGAAUCAAAAAAUAGUAUAUGUGUAUAUGAUCUUCAAGGGAUUUGUUUAGUUAAAGAUUGUAAAUAUCAACAUGUAAAUACAUUACCACAUCCAAACGUUUGUAAAUAUACUUUAUAUGGUUGUCAAGUUAAGAAUUGCCCUUAUCGUCAUUCAAAAGGUACAAUCAUUUGUAAACAUUGGUUAACUAGUAAUUGUUUUAAUCCAACUUGUAAUUAUUCUCAUCAAUUUGAUGAUACUUUAAAUUUAUUAGAUGAAUUAAAUUCUAAAAAUAAUAAUAAUAAUAACAAUAAUAAUAAUAAUAAUAAUAAUAAUAAUAAUAAUAAUAAUAAUAAUAAUAAUAAUAAUAAUUCAAUUAAUGGUCAACAUAAAAAUGGUAGUAACAAAAAUAAUAAUAAUAAUAAUAAUAAUAAAAAUAAGAAUAAUAUAACCAAUAAUAAUAAUAACGAUAAUAAUACUUUUAAUAAUAGUAAAGAGAAAGAAGAUUUUCCAGAGCUUGGAUCAAUAAGUAAACCACCUCCAGUUCAACUUAAAAAACAACCGGGAAAAAGAAAAAAAAAUAAACAACCCCCGCAGCAAUCACAACAAAAUUCCACAACAAAAAAUAAUUAUACAACAACAACAGCAAUAGCAGCAACAUCAACAACAACAACGACGACAACAACAACAACAAAAACAACAACAGCAACAAAUACUACUACUUCAACAACAUCAAAACCAACACAAAAUACACACUCUAUAGUUGUAGUUGAAGAAUUAAAUAUUAAAAAAAACAAUAGUGGUGGUAGUGGUGGUGGUGAUGAUGAUGGUAAUGAAGAUUUCCCAAGUUUAUCAUCUUUACCAACAUUAAAACAAAAACCAAAAAUUAAAAGAACAACCUAUCAAAUUGGUGUUUCUUCUUUUGUACAACUUGAAAAUUUGAAAACACUAUUUUCUCAUGUUUUAGAGAAUGAUGUAAAUAGAGAAUUUAUUUAUAAUAAUCAAAUAUAUGAAGAUUGUUAUAAUUGUUUAGUUAAAAAAUAUGGUGAACCUAAAAAACCAGCUGCUAUACAACCAACAAAUGAUCAGUCAUCAUCAUCAAGUUCAUCUAAAAAUUGUCCAUCUUUUGGUAUUGGUUCUUAUAAAAAAGAAUGGGUUGAAACUGGUGUUGAAGUGUCAUUAUUAUAUAAACAGCAUAGAGAGAGCGCAAUUUUACAUGCAAGAGAAAGAAAUAGAUUAUUUAAUCAAGCCGCUAGAGCAUUUGGUUCAGCAGUUACCUCUAGAGAAUAUGCAUUGGAGGCUCAACAACAUGAUGCACUAAUGAAGGAAUACAAUAGAAAAGCAAGAGAUAUCAUUUUCAACACUAGAAAUAAAGAUUAUGAUCCAGUCAAUAAUAACGUUUUGGAUUUUCAUGGUCUUCAUGUCUCUGAGGCUUUAGAGAUUUUAGAAGAUCACUUGGAUCGUUUACCUUUAACCGUUAUCGUUGGUACUGGUCAUCAUUCUUUAACUCCUUCUGCACGUUUACCAAAUAAAAUCAAAGAUUAUUUAUCUGGAAAUUCUUUCAGUUUUAAAGAUAUCUCAACAGACAAAAGAGGUGGUUUGUUAUUAAUUUAUAAAUAG
Molecule: messenger RNA, 1821 nt
Organism: Dictyostelium discoideum AX4
Lineage: Eukaryota; Evosea; Eumycetozoa; Dictyosteliales; Dictyosteliaceae
Product: small MutS related family protein
Exons: 1
Coding region: 1-1821 (606 amino acids)
Molecular function (GO): metal ion binding
Source: RefSeq, a predicted model, not a curated record